Molecule: messenger RNA, 2930 nt
Organism: Chlorocebus sabaeus (green monkey)
Lineage: Eukaryota; Metazoa; Chordata; Mammalia; Primates; Cercopithecidae
Source: RefSeq, a predicted model, not a curated record
AUGGCCCCUAGAAUCAAGGCCUUUAGAUCCCUUGUACAGAUAGAAAACUCAGUAGAGGAAGCUGAGACCGAGCAGCCGCAGGAACGAGAAAUACCUCCACCUUGCCUGGGCCCGAAGCCACAGGCAACCCUGCAGAAGAUGAAGAAUGUUCCGGAAAAAUGUAACAAAGACCUGCCCAGGCUGCCCCCAGCAUCCAGCAACGUGAGUUUGCAGGACCCCGAGGAGCCCUCCUUCUGCUUGGAAGCUGAGGACGACUGGGAGGAGCUGAGCUCACUGCUGCUGUUCCUGAACGCCCCCGGGUACAAGGCCAGUGACGUGGCGCUGCCAUGGCUGAGCACCGUGUUCUGCAGCUUUAGUGAUGAGGAGCUGAUUGGGCGCCUGGCAUGGGCCCGAAGGGUGGCCAAGAAAGCUGGCCUCGUCACGGCCCUGGCCAGGCUCUGCUUCCUCCUGGGGCGGCUGUGCAGCAGGAGGCUCAAGCUGUCCCAGGCCUGGGUGUACUUUGAGGAAGCACUGGGGACCCUGGAGGGCAGCUUUGGGGACCUGUUCCUGGUGGUGGCUGUGUACGCCAACCUGGCCAGUAUUUACUGGAAGCAGAAGAACCGGGAGAACUGUACACAGGUGGUUCCCAAAGCUGUGACCCUGCUCCUGGGGACGCCUGGCCACAUCUGCAGCACCGAGGUGGAGGGGGAGCUCCUGCAGCUGGUGCUGCGGCGGGCGGUGGGUGGCCAGAGCCUGCAGGCCGAGGCCCGGGCCUGCUUCCUGCUGGCCAGGCACCAUGUGUACCUCAAGCAGCCCGAGGAGGCCCUGCCCUUCCUAGAGCGGCUACUGCUUUUGCACAGGGACUCAGGAGCCCCAGAGGCUGCGUGGCUCUCAGACUGUCACCUACUCCUAGCUGACAUCUGCAGCUGCAAGUGCCUGCCCCACCUGGUGCUGAGCUGUGUCAAGGUGGCCUCAUUGAGGGCACAGGACUCGCUGGCCGGCUUGCUGAGGAGCGUGAACCUGGUGCUCCAGAACGUCCUCCAGCCCCACAGCCCCCACUACCUCAGGCGAGCGCUGGCCUCCCUAACCCCGGGCACAGGCCAGGUGCUGCGCGGCCUUCUCCACACCAGCCUGGCCCAGCUGUACAGCCACCAUGGCUACCACGGCCCGGCCAUCACCUUCAUGACGCAGGCGGUGGAAGCCAGUGCUGUUGCCAGAGUCCGUGCCAUCGUGGACCGCCUGAUGGCUGUGGCCUGGCUGCACGUGCUUCAGGGGCAGAGCCCAAUGGCCCUGCACAUCCUGCAGUCUGCAGUGGUGGCCAGCGAGGACCAGGAGGGCGUGAAUGCCAACAUGGUGGCCAUGGCUCUGAAGAGGACGGGCCGGACGAGGCAGGCAGCCGAGGGCUACUACCGCGCCCUACGGGUGGCUCGGGACCUGGAUCAGCGGAGGAACCAGGCAGUGGCGCUGGCCAACUUCGGGGCCCUGUGCCUGCACGCGGGUGCCAGCAGGCUGGCCCAGCACGACCUCCUGGGGGCCAUGAGGCUGUUCUCGAGGCUGCCCUGCAAGGAGUGUGGCUGGGACUUCACCCACGUGCUCCUGCAGCUGGGUCACCUCUGCACCCACCAGGGCCCGGCCCAGCAGGGCAAGGGCUACUACCAGUGGGCCCGUCUGGUCGCCAUGGAGAUGGGCCACGUGGAGAGUGGGUGCCCCGAGUCGUCCUGUGCACCUUCUGGGGCCACUCGGGUCAAGGCACACCUGGAAUUUGUGAUUCAGAAACAAGUGGUUUUUCCACCAUCGAAAGUGCUGAGUCAUGGCCAACAGCAGAUGUUGGCAAGCGCCCUGGAGACAGGGCGUUCCCAUGCAGGGCCGUGCUCUACUGGGGCAGCCAGCUCUUCCCAGUUUGCCCAGGGACAAUCCUCCUUGAGCACUGAAAGGCCUGCAUGCUGGGAAUCCCUAGACAUAACCCUGGGGUCAAGGCAGGCUCUGCUGAGCUGGGACUUGGGGCCCCUCCAUGAGCCAGGCCCUGAAUGCCGGUUCUUGUGCCCGUGUUAUCUGCUUGGUAUAUCGGCAGCCUGUGCACCUGUCAUCCCACUUCACAGAGGACACGGGGCAGGGCCUACAAAUGUGCUGUGGACUACACCAAACGAUGUCUGGGGAUUUUCAUUGACCUCCAGAAGAGGAGGAGGCGCAUGCCUGGCUGCAAGCAGGGAAGAUCUGUUACAUCCUGCAGCAGAGCGAGCUGGUGGACCUGUACAUCCAGGGGCACAGAAUGUGGCCCUGUACACAGGCGACCCCAACCUGGGACUGGAGCUGUUUGAGGCAGCUGGAGACAUCUUCUUCAAUGGGGCCUGGGAGCGAGAGAAAGCCGUGUCCUUCUACCGGGACCGGGCGCUGCUCCUGGCAGUGACUACGGGGAACUGCAAGGCGGAGCUGCGGCUGUACAAGCUGGUGGCACUGCUGGCCACGCUGGAGGAACCCCAGGAGGGCUUGGAGUUUGCCCACAUGGCCCUAGCACUCAGCAUCACUCUGGGGGACCGGCUGAACGAGCACGUGGCCUACCACUGGCUGGCCGUCCUGCACCAGCAGCUGGGCGAUGGCAAGCUGGCGGAGCACUUCUACCUCAAGGCCCUGUCGCUCUGCAACUCGCCGCUGGAGUUCAACGAGGAGACCCUCUACUACCUGAAGGUGUACCUGGUGCUCGGUGACAUCAUCUACGACCUGAAGGUGGGUGGGGAGGGGCAGGGCUCGGGGUGUUCCCGGCCCCCUUGGAGUGGGCUCUCCACCCAGACCCCAGAGUCCUGGGUUCCAGCCUUCCUUCGGAAUGGCCCAGUGGCCUCCCUGGAGCUCUGCACCUAGCUGGAGGAGCUGGUAAGGUUAGCAGAUACAACCCAGCUCCCAAGCUGGCCAGGCCCCACCCUCAAGAACUCAGUCUCAGCCAAGGAGGCUGACAC